CCGUUCGGACGCGGCAAUGUGGCGCUGCCUAGGUCGCGGGCGAACACUUAUCACUCUCUACGUUGAAGGCAAGCCACUAGGUGUUACCUGCCUAGAGGACGCGAGCUUCGUUAUUUGUGUUUCCAUAUACCUAACAAUUGACGGAUUGCUGGUGGAGGGCGCCUUCUGAAGUCCUAAUAAUGUCGUCUGCUGAUGACGAGGAGCUCGUGACCUUGACUCGCUUGCUCGCCGAGGACAGCCAGCAGGUGCUUGAGGAAAACCGUUUGCACAGUUUUAUGGAUCAAAACCCUCUCCAGCAGUCUGCUCACGGCCCAUGUGUUGGCAUCGAAUUUAGUGACGCGCAUGGUCUAGCCUCGCCCCACCAACAUGACACGGUUACCGGUAGUGGUUGUCUUGAGCCGUGCUUGGGUCAAGAAGUAACUUCCUUUUUGAAUGACUCCUCGGCAAUGAACUUCAAAGCCGUGGCUUCUGCUCAUGCUGCUGCCACGUACCCCAACACGGAAGCCACCUUGCCGCAGCACUGCCUCUUGGAGCUUGCAGACUUGCACCGUAAGCUGUCAGACGCGUAUGUGCAUGCAGCGGCAGCGCUUCCUGGCUCGGGACUGCCAUCCCCAGGCCUGGUCCAGCCACACGCUACCGGGUCGUUUGGGCCAUGGCCGGGUUUGACCGGCCAAGCUGCGUUGCAAAUUCUGCCGGCACCGCCCAUCUUGUCUCCAGCGCCGCUCGCAGCCCAUCAGCUUGAGCAGACUCUGGAGGCUCCCCAGCACGCUCUCCAAGUCAGCAUCGGUUCGCAGUUCCAGCCACUCCAGCCGCCGCUAGUUGCAGCAGGGGCGGCUGCGGCUUCGUCGCUGGCUGAGGAGGUGGGCUUGAUGGCGGACAACGACCAGUCAGUGGCCACCUUGCAAGCCAUCGGCACCCGGCUGCUAUUCGCUGAGCGGAACCUUUGGGCGGAGCAGCUGCAUGCAGUGUGGUACGAAAGCCCCGAUCCGGACCGCCAGCACGCCUUCUUUUCCGGACAUCAGUUGAAGAGUCGGUUCGAUUCAGGCGGCAGCGCCUCCUGUCGCCGCCCAGUGACCCUGGACGCAGACCCCAGUCGCUACGUGCAUUGCGUCCAGGGAAGCCGCUGCACCUGCGAGGUCACUCGCUGCGCGCGCUGCAAGGAAGAGCGGCAUCCGUACCACCGGGUGUUCAAGUACCUCCUCGCCUAUCGAGACGGCCCGGUUCCGGACGCCGAGGAGCGCACCAUCAAGGACGUUUCUCUCUGGGUGCCCCGGGCGCCUCGGGUCGUCCUGUGGCACGUCAAGCCGCGGACCUACAUGCCGGACACCCAUGCGCCGAUGCCGGCAGUUGCGGAGGGUGCGAUGGGCGUUGGGGCUGCUGUCGUGGGCGCUGGCGAUGCGGCGUUUGGUGCGGGGGUGCCUACUCCGCCCGACGGUGAGGGUGGCGGCCGGCGGCAGCAGCAGCACGGAGGCGACUACGAUGCCCCCGCAGCCCCCAAGCGUCUGAGGACUGUGCAAUAAGGUGCAGGCGCAACUGCAUCUUACUUCGUCGCUGAGCUAGGGCCCCUUUGGCUGAGCCUGCGUUCGGAGACGUUAUGAGGGGCAUCGUGGCAACCAACACCGCGAUGCCGACCUACGCCACAACGUGGCGCUGUACGGCAGCAUGCCGAGCCGUGUUUCCAGCCGAGCCUCUCCAGCACAUUGGCGCUGUCCUAGGGGCCAGUCAGGAAGCAGCAUGGCUGCUGUCACGCUGGGCGACCGGUCCUAACCGGGCUGCAUUAGUCGUUUGGGAAUCACUUCUUAAUGCCUUGCAUACAUACUUGCAGCACAUACGUUGCCACGUCGUUGGGUGUGUCCAUUUUACACCGUGCCGACAUUCGCAACAUUAUUGUUCGAAGGAUAUACAUCCUGGUACCGGUAUCUGAUUUGCGGUAUUGGGGCGCUUUGGCUGUCGGUUCUGUUAGGGGAGCCGGCCCGAGUUUGGAGCCGGCGCUCCCUUAGCCCCGACAUUCCCUAC
Astrephomene gubernaculifera is the source of this 2016-nucleotide messenger RNA. NCBI's taxonomy places the organism in Eukaryota, Viridiplantae, Chlorophyta, Chlorophyceae, Chlamydomonadales, Astrephomenaceae. The record is from the annotation of a GenBank genome assembly.